GGAAGUCUGGACUAUGUCCUGCUUGAGUACAUUCAUUUGGGCUACUCUCGUGCCUGUGUCUGAGGGAUUCAGUAGAAUGCCGAGAGAUGCCACCGGGGGAGAAAGCUGAUGUGACCCAUUCUCUGUUUUUUUAAAAGAGUUUCACUCUGUCACCCCGGCUGGAGUGCAAUGACAUGAUCAUAACUCACUGCAGCCUUGACCUCCUGAGCUGAAGUGAUUCUCCCACCUCAGCCUCCUCAGUAUCUGGGACUACAGGGUCUUUGAAGGAAGAAGGCUGGAGUGGGAACCUGUGAGGAGCAACAAUAGCUGUGGAGAAACGGGAGUGACAGGUCUUGAUGGUUUCCAUGUAGCUGGUUUUAGAAUUGCUUUUACUCCACAGUGCCCAACAGAGUGACAACUAACAGUCAAGGCUUCUUCGAUACAUACUCAAGCACUUAAUAUUACUUGAAAAAAAAAAAAGGCUUCCAUAAUGACUGUUGUCGUUUAGUAGCAGACCUGGGGGCCGGAGCCGCCUGUGGACGACCAUCCGCCAGCUUCUCUCGCUCCGUCGAUUAGGAGGAGUGGUGGCGACCUCGGCCUUCAGUGUCUCCGACGGAGUGAAAUGGCGGCGGCGGCGGGGAUGAUGUUGCUGGGUUUGCUGCAGGCAGGGUGGGUCGGUGCUGGGCCAGGCGAUGGAGAAGGUGACAGGCGGCAACCUCUUGUCCAUGCUGCUGAUCGCCUGCACCUUCACCCUCAGCCUGGUCUACCUGUUCCGUCUGGCCGCCAGCCACUUGGUCCAGCUGCCCGCAGGGGCGAAAAGUCCUCCAUACGUUUUCUCCCCAGUUCCAUUCCCUGGGCAUGCCAUAGCAUUUGGGAAAAGUCCAGUUGAAUUUCUAGAAAAUGCAUAUGAGAAGUAUGGACCUGUAUUUAGUUUUACCAUGGUAGGCAAGACAUUUACUUACCUUCUGGGGAGUGAUGCUGCUGCGCUGCUUUUUAAUAGUAAAAAUGAAGACCUGAAUGCAGAAGAUGUCUACAGUCACCUGACAACACCUGUGUUUGGGAAGGGAGUUGCAUACGAUGUGCCUAAUCCAGUUUUCUUGGAGCAGAAGAAAAUCUUAAAAAGUGGCCUUAACAUAGCCCACUUUAAACAGCAUGUUUCUAUAAUUGAAAAAGAAACAAAGGAAUACUUUCAGAGUUGGGGAGAAAGUGGAGAAAAAAAUGUGUUUGAAGCUCUUUCUGAGCUCAUAAUUUUAACAGCUACCCACUGUUUGCAUGGAAAGGAAAUCAGAAGUCAACUCAAUGAAAAGGUAGCACAGCUGUAUGCAGAUUUGGAUGGAGGUUUCAGCCAUGCAGCCUGGCUCUUACCAGGUUGGCUGCCUUUGCCUAGUUUCAGAUGCAGGGACAGAGCUCAUCGGGAAAUCAAGGAUAUUUUCUAUAAGGCAAUCCAGAAACGCAGACAGUCUCAAGAAAAAAUUGAUGACAUUCUCCAAACUUUACUAGAUGCUACAUACAAGGAUGGGCGUCCUUUGACUGAUGAUGAAGUAGCAGGGAUGCUUAUUGGAUUACUCUUGGCAGGGCAGCAUUCAUCCUCAACUACUAGUGCUUGGAUGGACUUCUUUUUGGCCAGAGACAAAACACUUCAAGAAAAAUGUUAUUUAGAACAGAAAACAGUCUGUGGAGAGAAUCUGCCUCCUUUAACUUAUGACCAGCUCAAGGAUCUAAAUUUACUUGAUCGCUGUAUAAAAGAAAUAUUAAGACUUAGACCUCCUAUAAUGAUCAUGAUGAGAAUGGCCAGAACUCCUCAGACUGUGGUAGGGUGUACCAUUCCUCCAGGACAUCAGGUGUGUGUUUCUCCCACUGUCAAUCAAAGACUUAAAGACUCAUGGGUAGAACGCCUGGACUUUAAUCCUGAUCGCUACUUACAGGAUAACCCAGCAUCAGGGGAAAAGUUUGCCUAUGUGCCAUUUGGAGCUGGGUGUCAUCGUUGAAUUGGGGAAAAUUUUGCCUAUGUUCAAAUUAAGACAAUUUGGUCCAGUAUGCUUCGUUUAUAUGAAUUUGAUCUCAUUGAUGGAUACUUUCCCAUCGUGAGUUAUACAACUAUGAUUCACACCCCUGAAAACCCAGUUAUCCAUUACAAACGAAGAUCAAAAUGAAAAAGGUUGCAAGGAACCAAUAUAUGUGAUCAUCACUGUAAGCCACAAAGGCAUUUGAAGAGAAUGAAGUGUACAAAACAACUCUUGUAGUGUACUGUUUUUUUUUGAGUGUGUAAUUCUAAAAGCCAGUUUAUGAUUUAGUAUUUUGUUAACUGAAUGGUUCUAUCAAAUAUAAUAGCAUUUGAAACAUUUUCUAAUAGCUAUGAUACUUAUACAUGUGCUUUCAGGAAGUUCAUUAGUAAAACAAUUGUUCAGGGGGGAUCUAGGUAAUUGGCAGAUUCUAAAUAAUAUAAUUUCCAGGUAGUAAUUUUAAGAGUACUCUUAGCUCUUGCCAAAUAAGUUCAGGGUAUUCAAAUCUUGGACUAGUCCUGCAAGGUAUAAAGAAUAAAAAUCCCGGUGAGAUACUUGGAAACCUCAGGUUAUUAUUCAUCUGGGCAAUUAUUGUGUGUGUGAGGAUGGAAGGGUAGGGAAUAAUCGAACAUCUAAAGCCUUGAAUAAGAGAAUACUAAUUCUUUUGGUAUGAUGAUACUCAGAAAUGGAGAUGUUGUAG
Messenger RNA from Gorilla gorilla gorilla (western lowland gorilla), 2682 nucleotides. RefSeq names its product lanosterol 14-alpha demethylase-like. The record is from RefSeq and is a predicted model, not a curated record. Gene Ontology annotation, molecular function: heme binding; oxidoreductase activity, acting on paired donors, with incorporation or reduction of molecular oxygen; monooxygenase activity. Bases 672 to 1967 code for a protein of 431 amino acids. The transcript has 3 exons. Lineage: Eukaryota; Metazoa; Chordata; Mammalia; Primates; Hominidae.